CAUUGUCAGCAGAAAGGGGAUGGGCCACAGUCUCCAGGCUCCAGACCCCAGGCAUCAGGCUCCAGACCCCAGACUCCAGACACCAGGCUCCAUAACCCAGGCUCCAGACACCAGGCUCCAUAACCCAGGCUCCAGACACCAGGCUCCAUAACCCAGGCUCCAGACCCCAGACUCCAGACACCAGGCUCCAUAACCCAGGCUCCAGACACCAGGCUCCAGACACCAGGCUCCAUAACCCAGGCUCCAGACCCCAGACUCCAUAACCCAGGCUCCAGACACCAGGCUCCAUAACCCAGGCUCCAGACCCCAGGCCAGAGGGGGAAUCUACAUUGCCAAGAUGCCAGAUCAAGUACAAGAGCAAAAGUCGAAGAUCUCUGCCUCCCGUAAGCUCAUGCUUAAGAGCUUAAUGGUGGCCAAGGCGAAGGAGGAGAUCGAGCAGGAGAUAGCGGAUAAAGAGGAGGAGAAGGAGAGGUAUCUGGCAGAGCGAGCUCCUCCCUUACAGACUGGUGGCAUGUCCUUUGCUGAGCUCCAGGAGUUAUGUCAGGAGUUACAUGCCAAGGUUGAUGUGGUGGAUGAGGAGCGAUACGACAUUGAAGCCAAAGUCAUGCACAACACCAGAGAGAUCAAGGACCUGAACAUCAAAGUUCUGGACCUGAGGGGGAAGUUCAAGCGGCCCAACCUGAGGAGGGUGAGGGUCUCUGCUGAUGCCAUCCUGCGCUCCCUUCUGGGCUCCAAACACAAGGUCUCCAUGGACCUCCGGACAAACCUGAAGUCAGUCAAGAAGGAGGACACAGAGAAGGAGAAGACAGUAGAGGUCAGUGACUGGAGGAAGAAUGUGGAGGCCAUGUCUGGCAUGGAGGGCAGAAAGAAGAUGUUUGACGCAGCCAAAGGCCCCGCCCCAUAGACACAGAAGAGAAUACUAAACACUUGAUUACCUUGUUUCGUGUUUCUUUCAUUUUUAUUAGUCCCGGACAUUCAAAAUGUACGAAUGGUUGGCCUUUUUAUCUCUUGUGAGUGUAUCUACUUUGUCUUUCAGUGCCAUUAAUACAAUUGUUUUAUUCUUUGUUCAGCAUGGUUUAUACAGCACAAGCUGUAAGCUAAUCACAAUUUUAUGUUAUUUUGUUAUGGGUGAAAAAGGGCAUGAAGACAAUUUCUGCUCCUUACUAAUAAUAUUGGCCUGAGAAUAAAUGAUAAAGUAAGGUAAGCCAGCUUUACUUUAAAGCUGUAGAUGCUGUAGAUGUUUUGUUUGCUGUACAUUCAUCGUGGCAUAUCCUUCUACUACAAUAAAAAUAUGAUUAUUUAUGCAAA
This is a messenger RNA of Salmo salar (Atlantic salmon), 1308 nucleotides long. The record is from RefSeq and is a predicted model, not a curated record. NCBI's taxonomy places the organism in Eukaryota, Metazoa, Chordata, Actinopteri, Salmoniformes, Salmonidae.